AUGGCGUCCGCACGUGAGGGUCAUUAUAGAGGAGUCAGAAAGCGCCCAUGGGGCCGCUAUGCAGCAGAGAUACGUGACCCUUGGAAGAAAACCCGGGUUUGGUUAGGCACUUUCGACACACCGGAGGAUGCUGCACUAGCCUACGACUGCGCCGCCAGGUCCCUCCGUGGUACCAAAGCCAAAACCAACUUUCCCAAUCCGUCGCCGGGGUUGUCUUUGAACAUCAACAUUAAGACCGAACACCCGUGUGCCUCGCCUUCUGGCAGGCUCAUGAUUAACAACUUUCUUCAUAAUGGCGUGAAUGAGAUCAACGAUGUGAGCUUCAGGGCUGGUGAUCACAGCACGACGGAAGUGGGCGGCUCUUCUGGAACUCCGGUGGCGGAGUCCGGCGACGGCGAAGCGAAGUAUUUCGGUAUAGUAAGACGUGGGUUGGCCAUCGACUUGAACGAGCCUCCACCUUUGUGGAUGUAA
Messenger RNA from Fraxinus pennsylvanica, 471 nucleotides. Lineage: Eukaryota; Viridiplantae; Streptophyta; Magnoliopsida; Lamiales; Oleaceae. The record is from the annotation of a GenBank genome assembly.